ACGUCUUUCCGAUCCAGAUUUUCCCGGGAUUUUACGCAUGUGUUCACAUUCCAUGCACAAAAACAAUGUCCGAAAUAAUAGAAAUUCUUCCAAUUAUUACAUUCUCAAUUGAUAUUACAUGCUCCAGAAAUAAUCCAAUUCAAACAUCGACGAUUUUCGACGAUAAAGUAAUACAUUUAUACAUAUUCCAAAUGAUUAUCUACUGGUUGUUUACAAACGUCUGUUUCACCCCGAUAAGUUUUUUCCAUAAUAUGAGAAGACGUCGAUGUCGGUAAACAAUACAGAGGAAACGAUCACUAGGACGAAAUGAGCGAAGAAUAUGGUUCAAUGGCGCUGUGACCAUCAAUAUAUCGUUGUUAAACGUUCCUGGAUUAUGAUACAUUGAUUUACCAAAUGACGAGGAAUGUAAAAGAUUUGAAAAAAAUGUUGACAUUAAAUGUCUUUGAACUGAUGGGGAAACCAUACAUGUGGUAGUUGACAUCAGGAUGCAGCAUCCAAGUAGCCAGAAGCGUCUGGCCAGUUUGAGACAAGGAUGGGUCAAAGAAAAGGAUAAAACACUCCCAAGUAAACUCACAGAUGCUGUAUCAGAUCAGAAUACAAACAUACAAAUGGCCGCCUAUCGAGGCAAUAAGAACAGUAUGGACUUGGCUAUUGACCCAUUGAUCAGCUGUCGAUUAUGCCUGUCCGAGUGCACUCUCCCAGAAAUGUACGAACUGCAUGACUGCAAGUGCUUGUAUUGUGAAAAGUGUAUGAAACAAUACCUACAAGUGAUGAUAGUGGAGGGCAACAUUAUGGCCAUCACCUGUCCUGAUGCCACCUGUAAAAAACAAGGCCGCCUCGAGGCAUCUGAGAUUGCAAAUUUAGUGGAAGCCAAAUUGUUUGAUCGCUAUAAACGAUUACGACACCAAAGAGAGGUAGAUCUAGACCCUAAUCGAACUUUCUGUCCAGAGGCUGGAUGUGAAACAGUGUGUCAUGUAUGCAGUACAUCGAGUGGAGAAAGUUCCAAACCGAUCGCUGUUGACUGCCCAACUUGUGGACUGAAGUUCUGCUCCAUCUGUAAGUCUGGGUGGCACACAACCAAAACCUGUGAUGAGAUGAUGCUUAGCGGGAGAUUGGAGGAUGCUGGGAUUCCCUACAGUAGUGCAGAGGAUGCAUGUAUCAAGCGAUGUCCAGUGUGUCACGUGCCGAUAGAGAGAAAUGAUGGUUGUGCACAGAUGAUGUGCAAGAGAUGUAAACAUGUGUUCUGCUGGUACUGCUUGGCGUCACUUGAUGAUGACUUUUUGCUGAGACACUAUGACAAAGGGCCAUGUAAAAACAAGUUAGGACACUCCAGGGCCUCUGUCAUCUGGCACAGGACACAGGUAGUGGGUAUUUUUGCGGGGUUUGGUGUUCUACUCUUGGUUGCCUCCCCUUUCCUGCUGUUGGCUGCCCCUUGCAUUCUCUGUUGCAAGUGUAAGAUAUGUAAGUGCUGUGAAGAUGACGAUGAACCUCAGCCCCCAUUAUGACAUUCCAACGGGACAUCGCCAUGGUAGCCCAAGAUGUUUGGCUGAUGCUCAAGAAAGAAAUCCAAAGAGUUGAAUUUAUUUGCGAGUUACCUGUAGACAGGAACUCGAGUCCGCCAUGUGAUAGUAAGGAGGGUGAUACAAUGUGAUAUACAGUAAGAUGAUCAAUGCUUUUUGAGUAAGUGUAAUAUACGUUUUCUACAUAUAUUAUUUUUUCAAACUAAAUAUGAAUGAUCAUAUGUUCGUAUUAACGUGAUCUUAUUGUUCCCAAAGUGUAAUUGUACCUUAUAUGUGUUCUAUUCUUAACUUAAUAUCUGUUUAAGAAAUUUUUAUGUUAUUAAGUGUGUCUGAAUAUCGCAGAAAUCAAUAUCAUUUAUGACAUUAUUACAUGCGUACAUAGCAUGACAACUCAUGUUAAAGUAACCAACUGGAUGUUAGAAGUUUUUUUAUUUGUUUUUUGGCUUUAUGUGUAGAAAAUAUGGAAUUAUCUGCCAGAAACUGUAAUAUCUGUAUCAGCAGUGAAUUCUCAGGCAUUGGGCAGAUCAAGAACUUUCAUAGAAUUAUUGUAACAGAGUGCAUGAUCGGUUAAAUUUAAAUCACUGCCUCUACUAAGGAUCGAACUGGGACCUCUGACUUACUACUAGUCUUACGCUCAACCGAUCUAGCUAAAGAGAAGAUCUCCCUAGCUGAGUGGUAUAUUGCAGCUAGUAUUUACCAGGGCUACGUACUCCCCUCCAGGAUAGAAAUUGCCCUUGAAUUAUCCAGGUGUAACAACAAUGCUUAUGCAAGUAGCGAUGAGUAUAAUUCUCGAGUCUCUACAUGAGGAAGAAGAUCUCUCUAGCCCAGUGGUAUAUUGCAACUUGUAUUUACCAGGGUUACAUUAUUAAUCAGAAAUUCUAUAGAAAUUGGGACUGAAACAAUUGAUUCAUUUUUUCUGGUGUAGAGGAUCUUCAUUAAACCAGGAAUAAAAUUAACUCCAAAUUCUUCAUUGGUUUAGGAGUCUGAUAGCUCCAGAAAUUUUG
This is a messenger RNA of Pecten maximus, 2524 nucleotides long. RefSeq names its product probable E3 ubiquitin-protein ligase RNF144A. Gene Ontology annotation, molecular function: ubiquitin conjugating enzyme binding; zinc ion binding; ubiquitin protein ligase activity. The transcript is spliced from 10 exons. Bases 486 to 1505 code for a protein of 339 amino acids. Gene Ontology annotation, biological process: positive regulation of proteasomal ubiquitin-dependent protein catabolic process; protein polyubiquitination; ubiquitin-dependent protein catabolic process. The record is from RefSeq and is a predicted model, not a curated record. Lineage: Eukaryota; Metazoa; Mollusca; Bivalvia; Pectinida; Pectinidae. Gene Ontology annotation, cellular component: ubiquitin ligase complex; cytoplasm.